AUGCGAUCAGCCGCGUUAAAAUCCUCGCAAGAGGUAUAUAUCCCCCUUCAACUGCAAAACAAUCGGAUCUGCGUCGGCGAUUCGCGCACUUUGGGAGGCGGGUGUUCAUGUCAAACUCGAGAACAGGCGUCCUGUCACCGAAAUCAAGGACCCAGCCUUUGUCAAGAAAUCAAGCCUCAUUCCUUGUCAAGACCUCGACACCGCAUCUCGCCCAAGUACAUAACUAAAUUGCUAUUCUACUUCUUGCCCAGCAGAAAUGGCUAUACGUACAGCAUUCCCAUAGACACAUCCAAUGACCCAGACCUUGUACCCACUUUGAUACCCACUCUCCUCAUCUACCCUUUUCAGACACACGCCCACCACGUACGCCUUGACGAGCACUUCAUUUUCUUCCCCUUCCUGGAUAUUUCUCAUCCCGAUUUCGUCCCAUCUGUACUAUAG
Cyclocybe aegerita is the source of this 441-nucleotide messenger RNA. Lineage: Eukaryota; Fungi; Basidiomycota; Agaricomycetes; Agaricales; Hemipholiotaceae. The record is from the annotation of a GenBank genome assembly.